This is a messenger RNA of Sordaria macrospora k-hell, 1713 nucleotides long. RefSeq lists its product as uncharacterized. The record is from RefSeq and is a predicted model, not a curated record. Gene Ontology annotation, cellular component: membrane. Gene Ontology annotation, molecular function: amino acid transmembrane transporter activity. Gene Ontology annotation, biological process: amino acid transmembrane transport. Lineage: Eukaryota; Fungi; Ascomycota; Sordariomycetes; Sordariales; Sordariaceae.
AUGGCGGCGCGAGAAAGUACGCCCCCGGCGGCACCAGCGAGUCCCUCAUCCGGCUCCUCCAGUGUCGGAACGCCACCCGGAAGCGCAACCAAGAAGGAGUGUGUCAAGGAACAGUCCGCCGUCGAUGACGAUGCACCGUCCUUUGCCGAGCAGAACGCCGGCCCCGAGCUGAAGCGCAGGCUCAAGUCUCGCCAUUUGCAGAUGAUUGCCAUUGGUGGUACUAUUGGUACUGGUCUCUUCAUCGGUUCCGGCAGCGCUCUCGCCAAGUCGGGCCCCGCUGGUGUCCUCAUCGCCUACUGCUUCAUCGCCACCAUCGUUUACAGCAUCAUGAUGUCCCUCGGCGAAAUGGCUACCUACAUCCCCGUUGCCGGCGGUUUCACCACGUACGCGGCUCGCUUCGUUGACGGCUCUCUCGGUUUCUCCAUGUCGUGGAUCUACUGGUUCUCCUGGGCCAUCACCUUUGCGCUCGAGCUGGUCGCUACCGGUCUGAUCAUCCAAUACUGGAACGACUCGCUGUCUAUCGGUAUCUUCAUCGCCAUCUUCUGGGUCGUCAUCUUUGUCAUCAACUUGUUCCCCGUCUCCUGGUACGGUGAGGCCGAGUUUUGGUUGUCCUCGGUCAAGGUCAUUACCGUCAUCGGCUUCCUCAUCUUCGGCAUCUGCAUCAACGCCGGCGCCGGUCAGGAGGGCUACAUUGGCUUCAAGUACUGGCACGAGCCGGGUGCUUUUGCUCCCUGGAUUCUCGACCCUAGCCGUCCUGUCGCCAAGUUUGUUGGUUUCUGGGGUGUCAUGAUCCAGGCCGGCUUCUCCUUCCAGGGAACCGAGCUUGUCGGUAUCGCUGCUGGUGAGACCGAGGAUCCGCGCCGCAACGUCCCCCGUGCCAUCCGCAUGACCUUCUACCGUAUCUUCCUCUUCUUUAUCAUGACCGUCUUCUUCAUCGGCAUCCUGAUCCCCUACGACAACAAGGAUCUGACUAACGGCGGCUACACUGCGGCUGCCUCUCCCUUUGUCAUUGCUGCCAAGCUCGCCGGUGUCAAGGUCCUGCCCGACAUCAUCAAUGCCGUCUUGCUCACUGUCGUUCUCUCUGCCGCCAACUCCAACGUCUACUCGGGUUCUCGUGUCCUCGUCUCCCUCGCCAACGACGGCAUGGCCCCCAAGUGGUUCAAGAUCACCACCAAGUCCGGUGUCCCCUGGGUUGCCGUCAUUGCCACCUCGGUCAUUGGCUUCCUCGGCUUCCUCAAUCUCUCGGAGAACGGUGGCCAGGCCUUCGACUGGCUUCUCAACAUUUCGGGUGUCGCUGGCUUCAUCGCUUGGUCCGGCAUUCUCAUUGCCCAUCUCCGCUUUAUGAAGGGUCUCGAGGCGCACAACAUCCCCCGCGCCAAGCUGCCCUACCGCGCAUCUCUCGCCCCUUACUACACCUACUAUGCCCUGUUCUUCUGCGUCCUUAUCACUCUCACUCAAGGCUUCGACUCGUUUAUGCCCUGGAGCACCGAGAACUUUUUCGUGGCCUACAUCUCGCUCAUCCUCUUCGCCGUCUUGUACUUCGGCCACAAGCUCUUCACGCUCAUUUUCCGGGGCGCCGCGGCGUGUAAGUUUGUCGUCGCCAAGGACAUGGACGUAACCACUGGAUCUUUGGAUCUGGACGCCGAGAUCCCCGAUGAGGUUGAGGAGCCUACGAGUAUCUGGAAGAAGAUUGGAACGGGUAUCAUGGGUUAA